AUGGAACAUGGAAAAUGGAACUUCCAAGGAACUGAAGAAGGAAGCUUGCAAGGAGCUGAAGAAGGGAGCUUGCAAGGUGCUAAAAAUGCUAUGCCGGAACAUCCUGUUUCCCAUGCUGAACCUACACAAGUAGAAUCUGCACUUCCUCACGUUCCCCCUGCUAGGAAAAAAAGACAAGCUAAUGCUAGUGUAACUAGGAAAACUUCCUCUGUUUGGUUAGACUUUAACAUUUUACCUGAUGAACUUGAACUAAUAGUUGCGUGUAAACAUUGUCACAAAAGAUACCGAUGCGACCCUAAAACACAUGGAACAUCCAACAUGUUAGCUCACUCAAAAGUGUGUCACAAAAACCCUAACCUUUUACAGAAAGAUCCCACACAAAGAAACCUUGUAAGUGGUGAUGGUGGUUUUUUAGGUUCAACAAGCCAAAGGUUCAAUUCUCAAGCAUGUAGGAAGGCUAUUACUUCCUUUGUUAUUCUUGAUGAGCAUUCCUUUAGAGUGGUAGAGGGUUAG
Lathyrus sativus (Indian pea) is the source of this 513-nucleotide messenger RNA. NCBI's taxonomy places the organism in Eukaryota, Viridiplantae, Streptophyta, Magnoliopsida, Fabales, Fabaceae. The record is from the annotation of a GenBank genome assembly.